CCUUGUGAGGCAGACAGGGCCAACUCUCAAAAAGACUGACAAAUCAUGUUUGCUUCAGGGAAGCAAAUUGUGAAGUGCAAGUAUGGCAACCAAUAAUCACUAUGUAACAAUGAGUAUAUGGCAACUCAAGACAAAACGAAAACGCACAUAUAAAUAAAUAAAUUUAUAAAGAUGGCGAAACUGCAUAAAUGCAGGCUAGAGCUCCGCAUAUGUAAUUGUGCCCUGAAUACUUUUUGAUGAAGAUCUGCGUUUUGAACUUAUAGAAACAAACGUGAGUUUACUAUUAUUCUUAUUCAAAUUAAUUAAAAGUGAUUAAUUAUCGUCUCAAAUAUGGACGCAAAUAACAUUACAGAAAUAAAAGAUGGCGACGAAACGCGACCUUCUUUGGUCGAUACGCCAUCUAUGGUGGAAAUUGAAAAACCUAAACUUGAAGGCAAUCUGAAAAAAAAGAGACGACGCGGGAAAUCUAAACGUAAAGUUUUAAAACCUUUCAUAAAAGCACCUUGGCAAGAUCGUCGUAAAAACGAUAAAUCAAAAAGAAAUAAUCGUUUUAGAAAAAUCGUUUUGGCUAAAACUCGUGCCCCUUUCAACAACAACCAAUUUUUAAUGGAAAUACAUAAACCAGAACCCGAAAAUUCAUUUCAAAUUUUAAAUACGCCUUCUGCACGUACCCGCGAUUCAAGUUUCAGUGUAGAUUCUGAAGAAAAUUAUUUUUUUUCUCUACCAGAAGAUGAAGAAGAAUAUCUGACAAAAGAGUUCUCAAGUGUGUAUGAGGAUGCUCAAAGUGAACGUUUGUCUAAUAUGUCAAAGAAUGAGUUAAUUCAAGAAUAUCUUUUACUGGAAGCUAAGUAUGAAACUUUUGUGAAAAGAACAGAACGUUCAAGACUGAAAAAUUCAGACAAUGAUCGAGAUAUGAUCGGAACUGACAAAGACACAUCAGCAACUGAUAAAGAUAGCAUGUUAACUGAGAGGGAUACUUCUGGUACUUCUAUUGUAUCUAGCAUAGCUGAGGAAGAAUCUCUUAAUGACCUGAUGCAAAGAUUGAAAGAGCAAGAGGAACAGAUACUACAGCUUAAAAAAACCAAUGAGAAGUUACAGAUGGAAAAUGAUCAGUUGCGGCAGAGGUCUCAUGCAUCAUCCAGUGAGGAUUCUGAAAGUGACAGCUCCUCCAGUUCUGACAGCUGUAGCACUUCCAGUCGCAGUAUAAGCCCCUUAGACCAGCUAACAGUUCAGCCGUUACAUGAAAUGUCUAAUGGGAAUCAAAAUCUUCAAGAAAAUGGAAUACAUUCUGAAGAACUAGAACCCGAAUAUCCCCUUGUCAAUGGAUUCCACAACCCAGACAAUUAAAUUUAGUGUUUUCAUAGACUUUGCAAUUAGUUUUAACCAGUAUUUAUGCAUAAUCAUAGCUUUUUCCCUUAGGAGGUAUACAGAGCCAACAGUCUUGAAAAGACUAAAAGCCUAUGUUCAGCAAUGCUUAUUCAUGUCUUUUUCCAGUGUUGGUAUUGUUAGUGGGUACAUUUAAGCUUAAUGCAUUUAGUUACUUGCCUACUUUAAAAAAAUGAUUCAGAUAAUAUAAUCCUGUAUUGUACAAAUUAUUUCACUGUGGGAAUGUAAUGGUGAGAUCUCAUUAUUAGGUUUAGUGAAAAAUUUCUGUGAUAUCCUUGUGGAUAUUUUAUUAUUAGAGAUUCCUUUGAAAUGUACAUAUUCCAAAUUGGAUCUCACUUUUAUAUUGAUACAGUGAGUUGUAUUAUUUAUAAGGAAAUGUGUAUGCAAGUUGUGAUUAAGUAUGAAUUUUAGUGAUUGGAUAUGAAUAUUUAAUUGUUAUUGUUGUUUUUUUUUAAGUAUAAUUAUCUAUAUUAGUUAAGAACUAAAUGGAAUGUGUCAAGUAGAAUAGGGCUUAUAUGUAAGUAUAUUACUACUGUAGAGCUGAAUCCCACAGUCUAAAGUUUUCUGGCCAAUACAUGAUUGCGUCUGAAGUCCUCUUAGUGCCAUUUUCGAAACUGGUGAGUAGACAAACUAGCUAUAUUAAAAAAAUACUGACAACAUACACUAAAAUUAUUCAAAUUUGAUACAGAAUCCCUUUAACGAAAGAAUAACAUGGAUUGUCAUGGAUCUCUUCUACAGUUAAAUAAACGAAAGAUAACCAACAAACCUGUUAUGAAAAGGGAAAAGAGGAAAUAUAAACAAGCUUCUAGUGAGAGAAACCCAAUCGAAAAUAAAUAAAUAUAAUUCUAUAUAGAGAUUGAAAGAGGCUUUCCUCUUGACCCUUUGGUCAUUCAAGUUACUUUGUUACUCUAAUAUUUAUUUUUCUCGUUCUCUAUAAAUAUUUAUUUUGGAACACGAAAAUAUAACCAUAUUUUCGUGUUCCCAAAUAAAUAUUUAUCCCAAGUCAUUGAUAUCGCGCAUUAUGAAUACUACCCAUGCAGAGAUCGACAGGCUUUAUGACGAUUUGCGAUACGCUCUACAUCUUUAUUACGAAGUUCAUGCGGUUGUUCAAGAAUUUGGAAGGACAUAUUUCACAUUAAACUAUGUAAGGCAUACUAUACAUCAGUUAUGCCUGAGAUCGCAGAUUACCAGAAAAGAUAGGGAGACAUAGGCCAAAGUAUAGAUUCAUGUAUAUAAGAGCCACAUUCAUGUGUUUGCCCACUUCACAGCCUGUAGGAUUCAGCUUUUUAGACAUAAUCUAACAGGGACUCCUAAUAGUUAGAACUAUUAAAAAUUAUGAAAAAACAAUUGUAAUCUAUCAAUUAAAUCCUUUUAUUGAUA
Messenger RNA from Amyelois transitella, 2766 nucleotides. RefSeq lists its product as uncharacterized. The record is from RefSeq and is a predicted model, not a curated record. The transcript has 2 exons. Gene Ontology annotation, molecular function: 7SK snRNA binding; cyclin-dependent protein serine/threonine kinase inhibitor activity. Gene Ontology annotation, biological process: negative regulation of transcription by RNA polymerase II; negative regulation of cyclin-dependent protein serine/threonine kinase activity. The coding region runs from base 331 to 1347 and encodes 338 amino acids. NCBI's taxonomy places the organism in Eukaryota, Metazoa, Arthropoda, Insecta, Lepidoptera, Pyralidae. Gene Ontology annotation, cellular component: nucleoplasm; cytoplasm; nucleus.